This is a messenger RNA of Loxodonta africana (African savanna elephant), 2275 nucleotides long. RefSeq names its product cyclic nucleotide gated channel subunit alpha 1 (gene CNGA1). Bases 202 to 2265 code for a protein of 687 amino acids. The transcript is spliced from 8 exons. Gene Ontology annotation, biological process: monoatomic cation transmembrane transport. Gene Ontology annotation, molecular function: intracellularly cAMP-activated cation channel activity; protein-containing complex binding; cGMP binding. Gene Ontology annotation, cellular component: intracellular cyclic nucleotide activated cation channel complex; plasma membrane. Lineage: Eukaryota; Metazoa; Chordata; Mammalia; Proboscidea; Elephantidae. The record is from RefSeq and is a predicted model, not a curated record.
UCAAAUGUGUGUGUGCUUCCAGAAUGUAUGGCCACCCUGUAUGCACAUAUGCACACUCUUUUUGAAGAUAGGGAUAUGUGGCUUGUGGUUUUUUAGGAGUCUUUUAUUAUAGCCUUAGAAGAAUGGGAGGGGUUAUGUAUGCAAAUGAAAAAAAAAUCUUCCCACUAAUAAAAAAUUUUUCCCCCAGAUACCAAACUAGUCAUGAAGAAAAAUACAAUCAAUACACAACACUCCUUUGUGAACAUCCCCAAUGUGAUUGUACCAGACAUUGAAAUGGGAAUAAGAAGGAUGGAAAACGGAGCAUGCAGCUCCUUUUCUGAUGAUGAUAAUGACGACAGAGCCUCUAUAUUUGAAGAAUCAGAAAAUGAAAACUUUCAUGAAAGAGGUUCCUUUAGAAAGAGCUCACACAGAAGGAGAGGACCAUCACAGAGGGAGCAGUGCCUGCCUGGUGCCAUUGCACUUUUCAAUGUUAACAACAGCAGCAAUAAGGACAAGGAGCCAAAAGAAAAAACAAAAAAGAAAAAAGAAAAGAAAAGCAAGUCAGAUCAUAAAAAUGAAAGUAAAAAGGACCCAGAGAAGAAAAAGAGUAAAGGAAAAGAGGCGAAAGAGGACAAAAACAAAGAUAAAAAAGAGGAGAAGAAGAAAGAAGUCAUGGUUAUUGAUCCUUCGGGAAACACAUAUUACAACUGGCUGUUUUGCAUCACCUUACCUGUUAUGUAUAACUGGACUAUGAUUAUUGCAAGAGCAUGUUUUGAUGAACUUCAGUCUAAUUACCUAAAAUAUUGGCUCGUUUUUGAUUACUUAUCAGAUGUAGUCUAUCUUCUCGAUAUGUUUGUACGAACAAGGACAGGUUAUCUGGAACAAGGACUGCUGGUAAAGGAAGAGCGUAAACUCAUAGAGAAAUAUAAAUCGACUUUGCAAUUUAAACUUGAUGUUUUAUCAGUGAUACCAAUUGAUCUGCUGUAUCUUAAGCUGGGGUGGAACUAUCCAGAAAUUAGAUUAAAUAGACUGUUAAGGAUCUCUCGGAUGUUUGAGUUCUUCCAGAGAACAGAAACGAGGACAAACUACCCAAACAUCUUCAGGAUUUCUAACCUUGUUAUGUAUAUCGUCAUCAUCAUCCACUGGAAUGCAUGUGUAUAUUACUCUAUUUCCAAAGCUAUUGGAUUUGGAAAUGACACAUGGGUCUAUCCUGAUGUUAAUGAUCCUGAAUUUGGCCGUUUGGCAAGAAAAUACGUAUACAGCCUUUACUGGUCUACACUGACUUUGACCACGAUUGGUGAAACACCACCUCCUGUUAGAGAUUCUGAGUAUGUCUUUGUGGUGGUUGAUUUCCUAAUUGGAGUGUUAAUUUUUGCUACCAUUGUUGGUAACAUAGGUUCUAUGAUUUCCAACAUGAAUGCAGCUAGAGCAGAAUUUCAAGCAAGAAUUGAUGCUAUAAAGCAAUAUAUGCAUUUUCGCAAUGUAAGCAAAGAUAUGGAAAAGCGAGUUAUCAAAUGGUUUGACUACUUGUGGACCAACAAAAAAACAGUGGAUGAGAAGGAAGUCUUGAAGUAUCUACCUGAUAAACUCAGAGCAGAGAUUGCCAUCAACGUUCACUUAGACACACUGAAAAAGGUGCGCAUUUUUGCUGACUGUGAAGCUGGCCUGCUGGUGGAGUUGGUCUUGAAAUUACAACCCCAAGUCUAUAGUCCUGGAGAUUACAUUUGCAAGAAAGGAGAUAUCGGACGUGAGAUGUACAUCAUCAAAGAAGGCAAACUUGCCGUGGUAGCAGAUGAUGGGGUCACUCAGUUUGUGGUUCUCAGUGAUGGCAGCUACUUUGGUGAGAUUAGCAUUCUUAACAUUAAAGGCAGCAAAGCUGGAAAUCGAAGAACGGCCAAUAUUAAAAGUAUUGGCUACUCAGAUCUGUUUUGUCUCUCAAAAGAUGACCUCAUGGAAGCUCUAACUGAGUACCCAGAUGCCAAAACUAUGCUAGAAGAGAAAGGGAGGCAAAUCUUGAUGAAAGAUGGCCUAUUGGAUAUAAAUAUCGCAAAUGCCGGGAGUGAUCCUAAAGACCUGGAAGAGAAGGUCUCCAGAAUGGAAGGUUCAGUAGACCUUCUGCAAACAAGGUUUGCCCGGAUCCUGGCUGAGUAUGAGUCAACGCAACAGAAACUGAAGCAGAGACUAACUAAGGUUGAGAACUUUCUGAAACCGAUUGUCGACACAGAAUUUUCAACUAUUGAAGGAUCUGGCAUGGAAAGUGGGCCCACAGACUCUACACAAGACUAAAAAGCUGAUU